GACUCAAAGCAUCCGUAGCCUCUGUCCGAGGCUUAACUCAUUCGUGACCAACAUCACGACUCAUCGACUACUGGGCAGAAUGAGACGCGACAGGACAAUGUGGUCGCGUGUAGCCGUGUUCACCGCCGUGCUGGCGCUGCUCCCAGGGGGGCAAGCGCGGCCAGGCUGGGGGUCGUCGGAGGAGUACGGGUCAUGGGGAUCCUUUGCAGGUUUGGGCGGAAAUUUUGGAGGGAGUCUGUCAACAAAUUUAGGAGGCAAGUUUGGCAUUGGCUUUUCAAAGAACCAUGGUGACGGCCAAAGCAGCUACGGUGUCAACUUGUUCGGUAGUGGAACCGGCUCCGUAGCUGGAUCCGGUUCAGGAAACGUCGGAUUCUUCUAUGGUGGACAUCGUUUGCCUGCUCCUGGAUAUCCUAAGGGUCAGUCUGGAGUCGAUGCUAACCAAUCGCCAUCAAAAGACAGUCGUCCUGAACCUCCUCAGACUCAACAACCAGUCCCACAGCCAGUCCAGCCUCUGCCGCCUGGACGAGUCUCUCCCAACUCGAAACCAGGUAUCGAAGUGCCAGCAGAAGCAGAAUCCUCAGGUGUAGCUGUAAAGCCCAAACCUCUCCCUGAAGUCUCGGAACUUCCUGAUCAAGCGACAAACACGAGUUGGAACGAUGGAACACAGUCUGAAGUAGCCCCGUUUCAUGAUCAAGCGACCGGCAUCAACCAGAACGAUGGACCACAGCCUGGAGUAGCCUCGUUUCCUGAUCAAACGACCGGCAUCAACCAGAAUGAUGGAGCACAGCCUGAAGUAGCCCCGUUUCCUGGUCAAGCGACCGGCAUCAACCAGAACGAUGGACCACAGCCUGGAGUAGCCCCGUUUCCUGAUCAAGCGACCGGCAUCAACCAGAAUGAUGGACAACAGCCUGAAGUAGCCCCGUUACCUGAUCAAGCGACCGGCAUCAACCAGAAUGAUGGAGCACAGCCUGAAGUAGCCCCGUUUCCUGAUCAAGCGACCGGCAUCAACCAGAACGAUGGACGACAGCCUGGAGUAGCCCCGUUUCCUGAUCAAGCAACCGGCAUCAACCAGAACGAUGGAGCACAGCCUGGAGUAGCCCCGUUUCCUGAUCAAGCGACCGGCAUCAACCAGAAUGAUGGACAACAGCCUGAAGUAGCCCCGUUACCUGAUCAAGCGACCGGCAUCAACCAGAAUGAUGGAGCACAGCCUGAAGUAGCCCCGUUUCCUGAUCAAGCGACCGGCAUCAACCAGAACGAUGGACCACAGCCUGGAGUAGCCCCGUUUCCUGAUCAAGCGAUCAACAGUAUUGAGAGUAACGAGGAUGACCAGCAGGAGGACAAGAAUAUAUUUUUCCCGGGCAAAGGGGCAAAUUCUGGCAGAGGGCGAGAAGACAAUGGUGAUGAAACCAAUCCAUUUGGGGAGGGCAUUAUAAAUCCUCGUAUAGGAAGUGAUGAAUCCUCCGAAGAGGAGGAAAAAGUCCAUUUCUUCCAGAGGAUCAAGAAUAAAAUUAAGAAAUUCUUUGGUUAAGUCUGUGAAGUUCUCGACGAAAUAAACGCAUUGCCAACAAUAAUACGCCACCUAUUUUGUAAUACAUCACCAUUUAACUCCCAAGGAAAUGAUUGAGCAUUUAACAUAUUUCGCCUGCUUAUUGUGUGUAGCCAGAUAUUUUAUACUCGGAUAUAUACUCAAUUUACUGCAUUAUUUUUACUUAGGAAUUUUUCGAGGAAGGAUGGAAUUAUAUUCAGAACAAUGUAAUUGAAGAUUAUAUUGGAUUUUGUAAUUUUAAUACAUUACAAAUUAAAAUCGGG
Hyalella azteca is the source of this 1809-nucleotide messenger RNA. RefSeq names its product skin secretory protein xP2. The record is from RefSeq and is a predicted model, not a curated record. NCBI's taxonomy places the organism in Eukaryota, Metazoa, Arthropoda, Malacostraca, Amphipoda, Hyalellidae. The transcript has 3 exons. The coding region runs from base 80 to 1528 and encodes 482 amino acids.